AUGUGUGUCCGUGCUCAUCACCAGUUAUGGAAUGUUAUUGGAAUACCGGGUAUCGUACACCGGGUCACAGGCUUCCGUGACUUUAGUGAAGCGAAGCCGGAGGAAGACCAACGCGCCAGGGCGGACCAGGGGAGGUCAAAACCGACAGCUCAACUGCCAGCGGCGACUUAUCCCGUAGUUCACCCCCAGCAUCGGUCUACACCAGCGAGACCAGCCGAUCCAGCUCAGCCGGACCCAGCUGUUGACGUGCCAGGGGCGGACCCGGACCUGAACCAGGCCCUGAUGGAAUCGCCCCCCACAACUCCGCAGACUUCGACUCCCGGGAUUCCAGUGCUGCCACCUCCACCUCGGAAGAGUGCCGCCGUAGAGUCCCAGGCCCGUCUUGCGGCCAGUGAAAAGCGGAAGGCGAUUGCUUCCCCAGGCGACCAACCAGUCAAGCCAAGCCCGCCACCUCAACCGCCGACACCGCCUACAGCUCCAACUGAAGAUCUGUCCUGUGGACAGCCUUGA
Gigantopelta aegis is the source of this 510-nucleotide messenger RNA. RefSeq names its product proline-rich receptor-like protein kinase PERK2. The transcript has 2 exons. The record is from RefSeq and is a predicted model, not a curated record. NCBI's taxonomy places the organism in Eukaryota, Metazoa, Mollusca, Gastropoda, Neomphalida, Peltospiridae. Bases 1 to 510 code for a protein of 169 amino acids.